AUGGCUACCCCAUCGCUUGCUCAUUUAGACGAUGAGGUCUUCACCUAUUCCCAUAAGAAGAUGGACGAGGCCGUUCUAAAACAAAUUGCAUUCUGUUUCGGCACGGUACCCCAGUGUCCGCCCCACGAUGUUCUUCUCUCAACAAUCAUCGAAAAGUGUCCUGAACUGUACCAGGACUCGCUCGAUGAGGCCUAUUUGGGCCGCAUCAACAAGCUACUCGUAGAAUAUACGCAGCUCGGAUCCAUGUUGGAGGAUUGCUGGGAGAAGCAGUCGUUCGAAAGUAUCAGAGAUCUAGAGAUCUUGUGGCCUGAACGGGAAGUCAGAUAUACUAAUUAUGAUAUGGACGAUAACAGUGUCGUUCCUCGUGCUUUGAGCGAAAAAGGCAAAUGUGUGUUUUCUUACUUUGGAACAGUUACGGAACUCGGCUGGCGGCGGACAUUCCGAGGCAAUGCACAUAAAGCGCUUUGGCGAUACAUUGUUCACCACCAGAGCCAUUCCGACCGUGCACAAUCCCCCUACACACAAUACGCGUCCAUAAUUUAG
Messenger RNA from Heterobasidion irregulare TC 32-1, 543 nucleotides. RefSeq lists its product as uncharacterized. The transcript is spliced from 4 exons. The record is from RefSeq and is a predicted model, not a curated record. NCBI's taxonomy places the organism in Eukaryota, Fungi, Basidiomycota, Agaricomycetes, Russulales, Bondarzewiaceae. The coding region runs from base 1 to 543 and encodes 180 amino acids.